Molecule: messenger RNA, 3848 nt
Organism: Diabrotica virgifera virgifera (western corn rootworm)
Lineage: Eukaryota; Metazoa; Arthropoda; Insecta; Coleoptera; Chrysomelidae
Exons: 2
Coding region: 49-2244 (731 amino acids)
Source: RefSeq, a predicted model, not a curated record
UAUGAUUCUCUACUUGAAACUUUACAAUUUAUUAAUCUUAAUUCUUUUAUGUCAGACGUUCAGGAUAAGGUAGAUCAUUCACAUUCAGUUAAAUUUAAUAGAGUCAAUAAUAAAUUAAAACACUUAAUCAACAAUAAGAUUAGACUUGAUCAACAAAAAGCUUCUCGUAAUAAAAAUUAUUCCAAUUUUCGAUUCCACCCAAGAAUCAAAAAUCUCUCAAAUGUCCAAUUUUCUGAUGACGAAUUAAAACUCUUAAACCUCGGCCUCAAACACUCCAUUCCUAGCAAUUUAUCUAUCAAAGAUCUUGAGAGUCUUUCCAUAGAGACCGACAUGGUUAUUCAGAAUCUUUCCAUUUCACUCACACAAAAAACUUCAAUCAGAAACUCUUGCAUCCAAACUAUCAACAAAUUCAAAACUAAACUUCUUUCCAACAAUAACUCCUCUCUUACCAACAUCAGUUCCCCUUCUACUUCUACACAAACUUCUUCAUCUCUCUCUUUUCCCAAUUUCUCAUAUAAUAAGUCUAAAUCCCUUCUCUCCACACUCAAAUCUAUCAAAAAUAAGAUCCAAAACCACCACCUCAUCUUCAGCAAAGCAGAUAAGGGUAACUGCCUUGUUAUUUUAGACCAACAAUUAUACAUUGACAAAGUCACCUCUUUCCUAGACAACAAUAACUUUACUUUGCUUCCUGUUGAUCCCUCUAAAUCUUUUGUUUCGAAGAUGAAAACCAACUUAAAGCAAUUUACUGAAUUCUUUUCUGAAUUUGAAGCACCAUAUACUAAAAUUCCAUCAAAUCCACUCACCCCCAGGUUAUACGGUUUACCAAAGAUACACAAAGUUGACAUUCCUAUUCGUCCCGUUGUCAGCUUCAUUAACACUCCAGUUUCUAUUUUAUCUAAAUUCAUUCUUAACACCAUUAAAAACUUUAUUAACUUUACCCCACAGUUUACUGUUUUGAAUUCUCGCCAAUUAGUUGAAAAACUUCAACUUGUCAAUCUUAAUCCAAAUAUUGUUAUGCUUUCUUUUGAUGUUAGCAAUUUAUUUACUUCAGUACCAAAAAAUGAAUCGAUUAGUCUGGUUAAUUCACUCCUCUUAAAUAAUUCUGUCACUUCCACCACCACUUCGUCUAUUAUAAACAUUCUCAAAAUUUGUCUAUCUCAAGAUUACUUUGUUUUUAAUAACAACUUUUAUCAACAACCUGACGGUUUAGCAAUGGGUAGUUGCUUAUCCCCUUUCUUAGCUGAUGUUUUUAUGGAUCACUUAGAAUCCAACUAUAUCAUAAAAAAUCCAGAGAUCUUACACUGGUUCCGUUAUGUUGAUGACAUUUUAGUCCUCAUUUCUGGUAACUCUGAUUCAGCUCACAACUUACUUCACAAAAUAAAUCAAAUCCAUCCUAAUAUCACCUUUACCAUGGAACUAGAAUCUUCUAACUCCAUUAACUUUCUGGAUUUAUCUAUUACCAGACUACAUGACCACUUCAACUUUGGUAUCUACCGUAAACCAACACAGACAGAUCAUGUUAUCCAUUCUACUUCUAAUCACCCUUUAUCAUAUAAACUCUCUGCUUUUCGCAGUUUUAUACAUAGAUUAAACUCUAUUCCUUUAUCCGUAACUGAAUUCAACAAAGAGUUGAAUAUUAUCAAACAGAUUGCAGUCAACAAUGGUUAUGACCCAGACAUUAUCACUAAACUUCAACAAAAAAGAGAACUCAAAUUACUACAACAAUCCGCUUUCUCUACAUCAUCCACAACUACUCCCAUCUAUGCCUCCUUACCAUUCAAUAACUCCAAAUUAUCUGAAAGAGUCAAACAUAUCAUUUCAAAUUCUUGUGACAACAUAAAAAUAUCUUUCAAAGUUAAUAACACUCUCAGCAAAAGUUUAACUAAUACCAAAGAUCCUAUCCAUUAUAUGAACCGGAGUGGGGUAUACAGACUCUCUUGUUCAGAUUGUGAUGCCACCUACAUCGGCAGAACUUACAGAUCCCUUUCUACCCGAUCUGCUGAACACAGCAAGAGAGAUACCACUUCUGCCUUUUCACACCAUUUAAAAGUCAAUAAACAUGAACUUAAGAUUCCUGAAGGUGUCCAGUUGAUACACAAUAUUCAACAAAACAAUACACUCCGUUUAGACUUAUACGAAGAUUUGGAGAUUGGCAAGGACAUGAAGAAGAGUCCCAACUGUGUCAAUAGACAAACAUCCCUUAACCGCAACUUUGUCCCCAUUCACCGCCAAUUAUUCUCAUAAUUCCUAUUUUUUCAACUUCCUCUUUUAUCCUAUUCUUUCUCUUUCAACUUACUCUCUCUUCUUUUUCAAAAUUUCCUCUUUCCUUCACUGCUUCCAAACUCCUUUACCCGAAUAACAUUAUUAACUAUUGAACCCUAUUAACCAUCACCUCAUUAAUUCACCCUACUAUCUUUUUACUUCUUUUUCAUUUCAUUACUUCGUUCAGUUUAAUUCCACACCUCAUCUUUUCUUUAUCCCUCUCUUUCCCUUAAAAUUCUUGUCUUUAUACCUUACACCACAGCCCUCUGCUUUUUGUCUUUGACCUUUUCCAAGAAAACUUUUACCUCUCCAACUAACAUCCAUUCACUUGAUUUCAGUUCUCACAUUCAGAUCCAUUAUCAUUACAAUUAAAUUAUAUCUAUAUUCUUUUUCUUACUUUGGUUUUAUUUUAUUCAGUACACUUUCAAUAUUAUUUUCAUUUUAAUUUCAUUUUUGUAUCAACUGGACUUAACAGCUAUAAUCAUACAUUACUUUAUCUCUAAUUUCCCAUACCAACACUUUGUCACAAGAAUUCUCUCAAAACUUUUGAAAUAAAAUAAAAAAAAUAAACCAUCUCAUAAUAAUUACAAUUCUUUUUCAUUCACAUAUUACACACUUUUAAUUAUUUGACUGUAUCCUAACUCAAAUCCAUUAUUUACAAAAACUUGCAUUUUUAAAUAACAAUAUUUUCCUUUUACAUAUACAACCACCAAUACAAUAUAGACUAGAUUAAAUUGCCUACCAAUUUAUUCAUUUUGUACAAUAACUUUCCAACUAAUAUUGAUUUUUCUCUUUUCUCACCUUCAUCUAUUUUUAUCUUUUUAUCUUUAUUGACAGCAGCUUACUUUCUUUCUAUCAAUUUGAUCAAUCUAAUGUUAUGGUAUACAGUCAAUAUAAAUAAUCUUAUAUUCUAAAUUAAUUUUGUAUAUCACAAUUUCUUUUCAAUAACCAAUAGAUUUAAAAUGUUAGACAUUUUUCAGAUAUUAAAAUCUUUAUCAUUUGUUGUGGGUCAUGACCUUUUGGUUAAUUAACAUUGAAAAUCGACUACCUUUUUCUCUACUGUCAAUGUCACUUCAAACAGUUCCUUAGUCAUUAGUGUCACUUUAUAGUCAAAGUUGGCCUAAGAUGGUUGAUUGAGGUUUUGGUAGGGUUUCACCAUGUUCCCAUAGGCAAUAUCCUGUAACAUCGGCGUUUAGCCUGUUUAAUAUUAUUUUUAAAUAAUGUAAAUUGAAUUUUAAAUUCAACCAUUGUUUGGUUCUGGGGCUAUUUAGCAAGUAUGCACAUAACGCAAACAUCUAGGAGAUUUUUGAUGAGUUGCCAAUCCUGCGUUCUUAGAAAAAAGCCAGUCCCAGAAGGAAACUACCAAUAAUAAAGUAGAGAAUUUAUUACACCAAAGAACAAAGCUAAUCCUCAACAUAGAUCAACUGAUCCACAUAGAAAAGGAGGAGCAAAGGGCACAACAGAAGCAGGCCAGACAAAAGAAAAUGACAGAAGAGAGACACAGAAAAGAAAUUACUUUAUUAAAUUUAAAAAUUAAAUUAUGCAAAGGACAAUUAAAUAAAGAAUAAAAAAAUCAAACAUGUGUA